AUGAACGUCUUUCUUUCGCUGUUGCUGUUGGUCUCGGGAUCACUGGUUGUGGAAACAGCCGAGAAUGGUCAAAUCUUCGAGGCGAAGAUAGUCAGUAUUUUUAUAUCUAAAAAUACCCUAGAGCCGUUUUAUUACGAACUGAUAACUCCGGCUAUCGACUUGGCUGUCCAGAAAGUGAAGCUUAUCUAUCCCCACAUUGCUUUCAACAUUACGUACAGAACUGCUUAUAAUACGUGUGCUAACAGCGUGGCUGAAGCUUUAGCUGCUGAAGAAUAUUUCAAGAAGGGAGUGACAGCGUUUAUUGGUCCAGGUUGUACUUCUUCUCUCGAAUCAGUUUCCCGGCUUGCCUCCUACUGGAACAUCCCCAUCUUCUCUUCGACUGGUCUUCACUUUCAGGUUAAGAGCCUCAAAGUCUUUGAUACAUUCCUCAGGAUUCUGACAAACAGCAAGACCUUGACGGAAAUGAUGCUAAAGGUUCUCGAGUUCUUUAAGUGGAGGCACGUGACGGCUGUAAUUGAUCUCGGUAUCAGCAUAGGAACAUCCAUCUCACGUGACUUCAGGCUAAGGUUACAAGAAUUAAGAUACAGUAAUUUUAACUUGGAAUUAGUGGAGUAUGACGACCUAGUCAAAGAAGAUUUCACCACAAUAUUGGCCAAAAGAAAAAAGCAAGCCAAGAUUUUCAUCAUUAUAACUACUGCAAAGACUCUUCGAGAAUUUCUUCUCUCCGCCUAUGCUCUAGGAAUGGAGAAUGGAGACUUUGUCUUUAUUGGUGUUGACUUAUUUAAUACCCAGUUAUCGCUUGGAGAAUUUUCUUGGUAUAUUCCUGGAGAUUUCCGAAACAAGAUGUUGCUAGAGGGAGGUGCAGGUCGUAAUGAUGACGAUAAGAUCAGUCAAGAAAAGUCUAAGGAUUUGACAUCAACUUUUCUUAGAACUUUCUAA
Messenger RNA from Limulus polyphemus (Atlantic horseshoe crab), 939 nucleotides. Its product is annotated as atrial natriuretic peptide receptor 3-like. Gene Ontology annotation, molecular function: signaling receptor activity; peptide hormone binding. NCBI's taxonomy places the organism in Eukaryota, Metazoa, Arthropoda, Merostomata, Xiphosura, Limulidae. The record is from RefSeq and is a predicted model, not a curated record. The coding region runs from base 1 to 939 and encodes 312 amino acids. The transcript has 3 exons.